This is a messenger RNA of Racocetra fulgida, 906 nucleotides long. The record is from the annotation of a GenBank genome assembly. NCBI's taxonomy places the organism in Eukaryota, Fungi, Glomeromycota, Glomeromycetes, Diversisporales, Gigasporaceae.
AUGAUGAUUUGAAUGAUAAAAAUUCGAGUGACGUGACUGUUAAUGAUGAAUCCGAUGAAAGAAAUUCAAAGAGAAAACGAGAGGAUAAAGGUAAAUCUGUUGAAACUGAACCUGACCCCUCAUCAAAAGGCGAAGGUAGCAAUGAGAAAGUUACUAAUUCAGAAUCUAGAGAAUCUUCUUCUGAUUUUACUUCUGAAGAACCAGAAUGGCUUAAAAACACUCAAAGCGUUACAGGCCCUUCUGUUUCAAUCCCAAUCGAACCCUUAAAUUCUGAAGUAACACCGCAACCAGAGUCUACCCAAAGUCAAGGUACCACUGAGCGCGUUUUCGUCGCUCCAUUUUAUGUUGACUUGGAUGCGUAUCGUGAAGAACUCCAAUCGAUUUCUAGCUCAUUAAAAAAACGUGGAGUUGCGGUCGAGUCUCCAAAACAACCAAGACAAACUAAGAAAAGUAGAGCUGAGGCUGCUGCUCGAGCUACGUUUGACGAAGCAUGGCGUGAUUUGGUUGGUAGAGGUCAAGAAAUCAGUAUGAAAAAGAAACAGGAGGCGUUCGAAAAGAUUGGAAUAUCUAUCGCAGAUUUGGAGAAACUUCCGGAGGCACCGCAACCGGAUGCACUUCUCACUAAUCUUCUACCUUAUCAGAAGCAAGGUCUCGGUUGGAUGCUUUCUCACGAGCAUCCUGAAGAUCCGACAGAAGAAAAGGCAACGCAAUUUUGGGUUAUGCGCAAAGUAUCAGGAUCUAACCUUUACUAUAAUGUUGCGACUAGUUAUUCAUCUCAAACUCGACCAGAAUUUUCUCGUGGUGGUAUUCUUGCAGCUGCUGAGUCUUCACUUGAUUUAACUCCUGAAAAUGCGCAGUUGCUAGCUAAAUACUUGAAAGAAGCGAUCGAAGAUAAUGAAGAUUGUU